AUGGUGUGGGCAUUGUUGAGCAUGUCGAUGAUCGGUGGAGGAUGGGUAUAUUGCUCCAGAAAGAUGGAGUCGACGCGGGUGCUUUGUGAGCCCGGAGGUUGCAAGAUUGAGGAUCUAAGGGCGGGGGAGACAACGGUGCUCAUGAUCCCGAGGCACAAGAUGGUGAGAGGAGAGCUGGUCCGAGUGAAGAAUGGAGAGGUAGUGGACCCUAUCAAGCUCAGGAGAUCGGCGCAAAGAAAACUCGGCCAUUCCUACAACGUGGUCUACCUCGAGCCAGACUCGGAAGACCCUAGUCGCUAUGCGGCGGAGGCCAGGAGAGAAGCUGAACUCGCACGGAAGGACGCGCAGAGGGCCAAGUGGGCGAAGGACAGAGAGGAACGAGGAUUGCCCCCGAUCAAAGAGCCGGACGAACAGCGGCGGCAGGAGGCGAAGGCAGCAAGGGGAGGCGAUUUCGACGACGAGGAGCGUUUUCCCGGCGACGCCGCCACCAUGCGCGAGAAAAAUCGCCGGGAGAUUCGGAACAUGGAGGAAGCCCGAGGCAUGACGGCGGAGGAGCAUCGCGAACGGGGCCAGCAGGCCUUCGAAGAGGCAGCCAAGGCACACAAGGAAAUGCAACGCCGGGACCAACAGAUGCGACAGAUGGGCAACAAUCUGCACGACCGCGCCAAACCUCAACCUGGCACCGACAACAACAACAACAACAAGAAGCUGUCCCCAGAUGAUCCCGACAACAUCCCACCGUAA
This is a messenger RNA of Ectocarpus siliculosus, 744 nucleotides long. The record is from the annotation of a GenBank genome assembly. NCBI's taxonomy places the organism in Eukaryota, Phaeophyceae, Ectocarpales, Ectocarpaceae.